Molecule: messenger RNA, 1425 nt
Organism: Metarhizium robertsii ARSEF 23
Lineage: Eukaryota; Fungi; Ascomycota; Sordariomycetes; Hypocreales; Clavicipitaceae
Product: Major facilitator superfamily domain, general substrate transporter
Exons: 6
Coding region: 1-1425 (474 amino acids)
Biological process (GO): transmembrane transport
Cellular component (GO): membrane
Molecular function (GO): transmembrane transporter activity
Source: RefSeq, a predicted model, not a curated record
AUGGAAACCAGCUAUGCGCCGUCCGACGGCCACGACGCCGACGAGGCCGCGCCCCUCGUCGCCGCGUGCAGCCCCGACUCGUCCCCCAAGUACAACCGGCCCGCGGUGCUUCUGCUCUGCGGCCUGCUGACCGUCGUGGCCGACUUUGGCGGCUCGCUCACGGCCGCCCCCGAGGUUCGCCUCCUCGAAAUGACCGUCUGCCGGGCGUUUUACGCGCCGCGCGAUCCCGGCGUCAUCGGGCCCCCGCCGCUCGGAUACGUCGACGAGUCUCUCUGCAAGGUGGCGGAUAUCCAGGUGUCGCUGGCGUAUCUGCGGGCUUGGAAGCGCUGCCUCGACAGCAUCCCCGGCUACUUCUACGACGUCUUUUCUCCCAAAUCCAUCUGGUUCGGGUCGCUGUUUCUGGCACUGGGUGGUGGUUCGCGGAUGCUCACGGCGGUGCUCAACAGCGUCAUUGUCGACGUUUGCGCUGAAGAAAAACGCUCGGUGGUAUUUUACAUAUUUGGCGCUGCUAUCCAUAUUACUGACAUUGUCGCCCUGCCGCUGGGCUCGUGGUUCCUGAGCCAGGACCUUUGGCUGCCCUUCAAGUUUUGCUCGCCCCUGAUGCUUAUGUCCUUUGCCAUAGUGCUCCUUCUUCCGGAAACCAUGACACUCUCCCAAUACUCUCCGUUCGUCAACAUGUCGCGGCAGGACCGGGAGAGAACACCCGAGCGUAAGCCUGUUGGACAAAGAAACAUGGCAGAUGCUCUUCGACGCUUGUACGGCAUGGCUCGCCGUAAUGACGGAACCCUGGGCUGGUUUGCCUUGAUCUUCGUACACUCCUUUGCGAUCCAAUCCAGCCCCCUACUUCUUCAGUUUGCCUCAAAACGCCUAGAGUGGACGCUGGCUCGCGCGGGCUAUCUCCUCUCCAUCAGAGCCGUCUGUGCCGUAGUAGUCCUUGUAGUACUGGUUCCGGCAGCGAACUUGGUAGUGGGCAGGAAGGCUAGACAUCCACGCCAGGACGGCAUCGAUAUCCUCGUUUGCAGGUUGACUCUGUUUCUGCUUGCUGCGGGCAACGUAAUCAUUGGCUUCAGCACCAGCGCCAUCGUCAUCAUACUUGGCACAAUCAUCGUGUCCUUUGGAAUCCCGUUCCCACAAGCCAUGCAGGGAAUUCUCGGGGAUAUAGCCCAGCGCGAGGGCUCCAGCACGGCGAGUCUGUACGCAGGGCAGGCGCUUACGGAGCUGGCAGGGGCGUCUUUGGGGACUUUAUCGAUGGCGACCAUCUUCGACCUCGGCUCGCAUCUCGGCGGCGAGCGUGAGCUAGGCUUGGGGAUGCCAUUCUGGGCAAGUGCCGUCCUGUUUGCCGCGGCCUUUUUUGCAUCUUAUAUUUCUUUGUCAACUUUAGGACUUGUACGGGCAAGAAAUUUCACAGUGCGCCGCGACGAAUGA